Molecule: messenger RNA, 2146 nt
Organism: Osmerus eperlanus (European smelt)
Lineage: Eukaryota; Metazoa; Chordata; Actinopteri; Osmeriformes; Osmeridae
Gene: dr1
Product: down-regulator of transcription 1
Exons: 3
Coding region: 527-1057 (176 amino acids)
Biological process (GO): negative regulation of transcription by RNA polymerase II; RNA polymerase II preinitiation complex assembly
Cellular component (GO): negative cofactor 2 complex
Molecular function (GO): TBP-class protein binding; protein heterodimerization activity; RNA polymerase II general transcription initiation factor activity
Source: RefSeq, a predicted model, not a curated record
AUAUCGAAAGUGAGAAACUGCUUCCGGUGCAAAUCGAUGGUUGAUACAGAUGAACCAGGCAUUAAAGAAAUGAAUUAAACUUCAAGGUUCUUCUUUCAAAAUUUGAAUAAUUAUCUACUCUUGGUUGCUCUUGGGAUUUAGUUUGGAACUACUUUUUGACCAUACGAAAUGAUCCUGCCAAGACAUAGCUAGAAGCCAAGCCAUGUUCUUAAAAGCCGCUUCUUGUGCUGUGGCUAGCUAGCUAACGAAAGGGACCGAAACUAGCUAGCUAGCUAGUUAAAAACUGUUUAACAGUAUUUUGUCUUGCCCUCAUCCUCUGCACUAUUUCUGUCACAUUCCAUUUGUGCCGGACUUAUUUAUCGCCUGUUAGUCAACCCAAGACAUACAUUCAACGAAACGGCUGCUAGCUUGAUACUUUAUUACAGAAGUGGAAAUUGUUGGACACAAAGGCCGCCGGAAACCCAAUUUAACGAGGAAAACAGACGGUUUUAUUUCUUCUGGAUUUAACAGAGAUUAAGGACAAACAAUGGCAUCUUCAUCGGGAAAUGACGACGAUCUCACCAUUCCUCGAGCAGCUAUCAACAAGAUGAUAAAAGAAACCCUUCCCAACGUGCGGGUUGCCAACGAUGCGAGGGAGCUGGUGGUAAACUGCUGCACGGAGUUCAUACAUCUGAUUUCAUCAGAGGCCAAUGAAAUAUGCAACAAGUCUGAAAAGAAGACAAUAUCCCCAGAGCAUGUAAUCAAUGCACUUGAAAGCCUUGGUUUCGCGUCGUACAUCACAGAGGUGAAAGAUGUCCUACAGGAGUGUAAAACAGUAGCACUUAAGAGGAGGAAGGCAAGCACCAGACUCGAGAACCUGGGCAUUCCCGAGGAAGAGCUCCUUAGACAACAACAGGAAUUGUUCGCCAAGGCCCGACAGCAGCAGGCGGAGCUUGCACAGCAAGAGUGGCUGCAGAUGCAGCAGGCUGCCCAGCAAGCACAGCUGGCUGCAGCGUCUGCCAGCGCCUCCCAGCAGGCAGGUUCCUCCCAAGACGAAGACGAAGAGGAUGACAUGUGAUCUCGUGGGCAUGGGAGUAGGCCAGGCCUAAAACCCCUUUCCUGGGAAGUGUCAGCAGUCUUUGCUCUCCCAACGCUGUCAUUGGCUGAAGUACUUGCUCUGUGUUUGACGUCUGUAACCCGGUCCAGCACAGCAGCGUGCAUAUGAACAGUUUCAUAGUAGAAAGGGGGAUUCCAAUAGCCUGUGAUCCCCCCCCCCCUUUUUUCCUUUCUCAACAGAACCUGAGAUAUUUGGAUAAAAAUACAUCUUUUUUUUUUUUCUCACCCUCAAAGGUUCAACUCAUCUCCCUUUUUUUUGGGCCACAUGCAAAUGUUAAAGCUGUCAUAAAAUGUUCACAUUGUAAGUCAUUUGUACAUUAGUGGUCCAUGUUGGAUGUAAGUGAAAUGCUGAAGAUAAGAUUAACUCAUCUGGUGGUCUUGGCUAUUAUAUAAAGGCCUUCAGGUUCUGUUUUAGGAUCAUUUUUCAACCCUCCGUACUAGAAUGAAUUAGGUGGUUAACGGCUCUACACCUUUUGCCAUCGGAACUGACACCACCUAUUUGUUUUUUGGGGGCAGAAAUGGUUUCUUAACCCCAAACAGGGGCACAUUAGUCUAACUGAACAUCCUCAAGGAGAUGCUUUGAGGGUUUGUGAAAGUGUAUUUUUUUGGAACAAAUUUGUUAAAUGUAGCCCUCUGUUUCAUCUUAGUUGUUCCGUUUCUUUUGUCAUGUUCACCACCAGUAUUGCUAUUAAACUGAUUAGCGACUCCUCACAGAAUCUUUUGACUCAUAGAACCAAAGACAGGAUAGCAUAACAGCCCUGGGUAUGUGAGAUCCCGAUGUGUGUGUUCCGUGUGUAGAUGCUUGGGUGCAGACUGCAUUCAAGUGAAUUAACUCAAUCCUGGGGGUUACUUUCAAUUUAUACAAUGCUUUGAUAUACUGGCAGAAUCUGUUUUUGUUUUAUUUGGUGCGGUUUGAGCAUUUUCGCAUUGUGGAUGUGGUAAAUCCUUAAAAGUGUAAAGAGUGGUAAACUUCUAGUUGAUACACAUUCACUUGCCUACUGAGAAAGUUGUAUUCUUUAAGCAAUAAAGGUAACAUGUUUUAUAGAGACUA